ACGAGGGAGGAGCUCGGAGCUCGGGGAAGGUAGCGAUGAAUAAGAGGCAGCGAGCCCGCCGCCGCUGGAGGUUGCAGUGCAGCGCUUACACAACGAGCUACACACAUGGGUGUCGGGGCUCAGACCGCACAGGACGGGCUGCUGUCGCCGUCCGCUGCCCAGGAGCAGAAAGCAAGAGUGGAGAGCGAGUGGGGAGCCGAGACUCCGGGCAGGGAGGUCGGAUCCAACCAGCGGCAGGUCAGGGAGACAUGGAGUCGCCGGCUGGAGUUCACCUUGGCCUGUGUCGGCUACGCGGUGGGACUGGGCAACGUGUGGAGGUUCCCCUAUCUGUGUUAUCGAAGCGGCGGAGGUGCCUUCAUCAUCCCGUACCUGGUCAUGGUCCUGCUGUGUGGGAUCCCGCUGCUUCUCAUGGAAUACACCAUCGGACAGUACACGAGCUUGGGGCCCGUCCACGCCUUGGCUAAAAUCUGCCCUCUACUCAAAGGUGUCGGCGUGGCAACGGUUGUCAUUUCAUUCUUGCUUUGUACUUAUUACAAUGUUAUAAUCACGUGGGCUCUGUACUACCUCUUCAACUCCUUCCGGGCCACAUUUCCCUGGCAAAGCUGCAACAACACGUGGAACGUGGUGGAAAAUUGCUCGGAUGGAUUUGCUAGGAACGCCACCCAUCUCGAAUCCGCCAGUCAGCAGUUUUUUGAUUACAGGUUGCUGGGGAUGAGCAGUGGGAUCGAGCAGCUCGGCAACAUGCAGUGGAACCUGUUUGGCCUUCUGAUCUUAUCUUGGAUCAUUGUUUAUUUCUGUAUAUUCAAAGGAGUCAAAUCAUCUGGAAAGGUGGUGUAUUUCACAGCCAUAUUUCCGUACAUCAUCUUAAUGAUCCUGCUGAUCAAUAAUGUCCAGCUUCCAGGAGCCAAGGAUGGGAUUCUCUUCUUCCUCACGCCCGACUGGAGCAAGCUGCUGGAUGUCCAGGUCUGGGUGAAUGCUGCCGCACAGAUUUUUAACUCGCUUGGAAUCGGAUUUGGCUCCAUGAUAUCCAUGGCCAGUUACAACAAAUUCAAUAACAACAUCCUCAGGGAUACAUUCAUUGUGGCAGUGAUAAACUCGGUCACAAGUAUCUUUGCAGGAUUAGUGAUUUUCUCUGCCAUUGGGUACAUGAGCCACCUGCACAAUUUACCUGUUGAAGACAUUGCCACUGAUGGCCCGGGCCUAGUGUUUGUCGUGUAUCCGGAGGCCUUUGUAACCAUGCCAAUUGCCCCGAUGUGGGCCAGUCUGUUCUUCUUCAUGCUCCUCUGCCUGGGAGUGGACAGCCAGUUCGCCAUGGUGGAGGUGAUGGUGGUCAGUCUGAUGGACAAUUGGGGGUCGAGUCUGCUGCAAUUUUUCAGACGCAAAGAACUCGUGGUUCUUGCUGUGUGUUGUGUGGCCUUUUUGCUUGGAAUUCCCAACGUCACACAGGGCGGAAUUUAUUUCUUCCAACUAAUGGAUCAUUACACAGCCGUGGUGUCACUCAUGUUCCUGGCUUUCUUUGAAGUUUUGGCCGUUUGUUGGUUUUAUGGUGUUCGUAGAUUAUCUGCCAACUACAAGGAGAUGUUGGGAACUGAACCAAAUUUAUUUUUCAAGCUGUGCUGGUGGGUUGUCUCUCCACUGCUGGUCACAGUUAUCCUGGUGUCCAGCAUAGUCCGCUAUAGUCCUGCCCGAUACGGUCAAACAUACAAGUACCCCCCUUGGGCUGAGGGCCUCGGCUGGAUCAUCUCCCUCUGUUCCAUCAUCUGGAUCCCACUGGCAGCUGUGCACACCCUGUACACCAGCAAAGGCUCAUUUAUUCAGCGUCUGAGAUCUUCGAUAACUCCCAUCGGUGAGAUGGCAGCAGCAGGAAGCAAGGAGCCGGCGAUCAAAUUGAAGCUAGAAAUGUACAAGCCUCCGUGUUCCAUCAGCUUCACUGACAACAUGAAGCUUGCUGAAGAAAGCAACAUGUGAAUUUUAUUUAUUUAAUUGAGAGAAGCUUCAUGGACUCGGUGCUGAGGAAACUGGUUUUACGGAGUUGUAUAUUGCUUUCAGUAUCAACCCCGAGAACACAAAGUGUCAUGCCUUGGUGACGGACUAUUACCUUCUAGGUUUAGCUGUGUGUAAUUAACUGUUCUGUCCCUGUGUGAGAAGAUUUCCAGGGAGUGCAGUGGUCUUUAGCAGUGAGUUUAGUUGGUGAGUGGGUACCUGUCAAUGCUAAGGAACGAAGAACAUCAACAAGGCUCGGUGAAACGGUGUUGCCUCUGGGAUUAUUUAUGGAAAGUUAUAUUUAAAACAAUCGUGCAACAUGCGUAGGUGGAAUGAAGGCCUUUUGACGUGCGUCGUGGAUAAGAACCGCAGUUGUCACCGUGACUGGUCCCAGUCCCUGUUUUGAAUUCUUAAUAAUUUGCCGUGGGACCUGCUCCAAAGAAGAGAACCUACAAUCCAAAGAUAUGACUAAUUUCCCACGCAGUGUACAUGAAGCAGAAUUGUAUGACUCGCCAUUCCAUUACAGAAGCCUUGGUGAAAAUGCUUUAAGAACACUAUCGGUGACUGGCGAUCACUGAUGCCUAAUUCCUCCUGCUGCUUCUGAACGGUGCCUCCAAUGCCACCAUGCGUGAUGGUUUAGAAGUGUUCUUGCUGACAAUCACUAGCCAAAGCGAUCUCAUUGAAGAUCCGAACUUUAACGUUAAUAGGAGUAUCCACAUCUACUGGUUUCAACACUCCUGGAAGCGCUGCAGAUCUGCAUUUCCACUGCCAGAGGGUGAAGUGUUUGGUUCUGAAUGACACAGCCUGCUGAGCACUAGAGAAUAAAAGGAAGUGCCUUUGGAAAGGUGAUCAGAAGGAAUUUCUUUAGUUAGCUGGUGAUGAAUCUGUGGAAUUCAUUGCCACAGACGGCUGUGGAGGCCAAGUCGAUGGAUAUUUUUUAGGCGAUUAACAGAGUCUUGAUUAGUAAGGGUGUCAGAGAUUAUGGGGCGAAGGCAGGAGAAUGGGGUCGAGAGGGAGAGCUGGAUCAGCCAUGAUUGAAUGGAGGAGUAGACUUGAUGGGCUGAAUUGCCUAAUUCUGUUCCUAGAAAAUAUGAACGACGCCCAGUUAAUUGGUGCUCAGUAGGGAAUUAACACCUUGAUGGGAAUGUGUUUGAAGCUGGUUAACAAAGAUUGAACUUCUCCUGCAUCUGGGAGAAUGUGAGGCCUUUAAUUACACCCUUCACACUGCUCUGAUAGCUUAUUUACCAUAACCUUUUUUUUGUAAUAAAAUCCAUUCUUCUGCAAUUUACAAAUGGAUUUCUGAUGCGCGACAGAAAAUGGUGAACACUACUUAAAAUCAGGCUGAACAUGCAUCUUCAGAAAAUCAAAUGAGAUUUGCGUCUAAUUUUAACCAGAAUCCAUAAUGUGUUUGUUGUAAUUGUGUAAACUACAAUAUUUUAGUUUCCAAUCCAAUGUUGUUUUAUUCUGAGACUAUGAUAUAUAUUGGCACGAGUAUACCGGUCCCUUAAAUGUUU
This is a messenger RNA of Amblyraja radiata (thorny skate), 3497 nucleotides long. Its product is annotated as sodium- and chloride-dependent GABA transporter 1. The coding region runs from base 106 to 1968 and encodes 620 amino acids. Gene Ontology annotation, biological process: sodium ion transmembrane transport; nitrogen compound transport; amino acid import across plasma membrane. The record is from RefSeq and is a predicted model, not a curated record. Gene Ontology annotation, cellular component: plasma membrane. Lineage: Eukaryota; Metazoa; Chordata; Chondrichthyes; Rajiformes; Rajidae. The transcript is spliced from 13 exons. Gene Ontology annotation, molecular function: amino acid:sodium symporter activity.